UCUCCCUUUCUCUGCUCUGCGCCGCCUCGCCUCUCUCUCGCCACGCAAAUCUGGAUCGACGGCGACGAGCGACGCCGCGCUUCCUCGCCAACUCGGCACCGACGGCGACGGGCGGCGCGACCGUUCCUCACCACACCGGAUGUAGACGGACGCGCCUCCCCUGGUUUCUCGUGGAACGUGACGAGCCGGAGCAGACGCCUAUCGUCGCAACAAUGGACAAGCAAAAGGGGAAGGCGAGUGGGAAGGAGAAGGAGAAAGAGAGGACGUUGGACUCCAUUAUGAAGAGAAAGUUGCCGGUCUCGGGGAUGCAGAAGGGGAAUGAGAAGGGCAAUGCAGCAGCUACUACACGGCUGCCGAGGAAGCUGACAAAUGAUUCCAGCAAUGUCCCAAUCGCUGAGUUGUUGUAUAGGGUAAAAAAGAAACCUCCGCCUCGACGUCUCCCUGACCCCACCGGCGCUGGCGUGCGUGCCGGAAUCGCCGUUGCCUCCGGCUCCGCAAACUACUAUGAGAGGGAGGCUACAUCUUCGCAGGCAAUGGAGCAUGAUAAGCAAGCGGAGGAGGAUCAUGAAGAGGUGGAAGAGGAUGAGGAGGAGGACGAGGAAGAGAAAGAUACUUUGUUUGAGGUGCCGCCUGGGGUUGGUGACAAAUCAGAUUCAGAUGGGUUUGUGGAUAGUGAAGAAGAAGCCUUCGAAGGUGAUGACAUUCCGAGGAUGGUCUAGGCAUUGGUCCUACGCCUCAAGUGCAAGAAACCGCACUUCUUAGUUCGGGUGAGGAUGAAGCAAGAAAAGUGCAAUGAAAGAGUGCCAAGAAGCGAAGAGGUCAAGCUCCUUCAAGGUCGAGGUCGGCGGUUUGGACCUUCUUUAAUAAGGUAAAGGUGCCAUCGAAAGAAGGUUUGAUGGAGUUGAAGGCACAAUGUAAUUAUUGUGACAAUCAAUAUGCAUAUGUCCAAGGUGGAAGCACCUCAUCCAUGGGAAGACAUAUGGACACAUGCAAGAAUUACAAGGACAAGGUUAAUAGGGAUCUCAUCCAAGCUACUCUAUUUUUUAGAAAAACCAAUGCAACAACAAGUGGUCCAGCAGUCCGGUGCAUUGAGUAUGAUAAGGACCUCAUCAAGGAGGUCAUGGCAAAGAUGAUUUGUUACAUUGGAUGUUAGCUUGUCAACUUGUCAUCCUAUGCUUGAACUUAGAUAUGUCUACUUGUGUGGUUUUAGAUGACUACAGGAGUUCUUUGAAACCAGAAAUGGUGGAAGCCUUGGUGUGCGGUGCUAGUUAUAUCAAAGGUUCUCACAAGGACUUCAAUGUGGUGGAGAGGGAUGAAGAUGAGGAGGACAAUGUUGAGAAUAUCAAGUUGCCCAAGAUUGUUGAUGUGGGGGGUGACAACAAUUGAUAUUCGCCAUGUGGGUGUUGUUCUUGCUAUUUUGAAGAUGGAUGUCUACAUGAUCUUCUCAUGUGGAUUGUUGAGGUCAACGUGAUCAUCUCGUGCCAUUUCUUUUGUUGUGAUGAACUUCGAAUUAUGUGUGCUGUUGUGGUGAACUAUGGACCUUGAAUGAUGUUGUGAUGAACCAUGCACUUUCAACAAUGUUGUUGUGAACUUGUGAUGAACUAUGAACUUUGUAUUAUGUGGUUUUCACUAGUCAUUGUUUGGCUGUCAACAUUUUCUCA
Aegilops tauschii subsp. strangulata is the source of this 1661-nucleotide messenger RNA. RefSeq lists its product as uncharacterized. NCBI's taxonomy places the organism in Eukaryota, Viridiplantae, Streptophyta, Magnoliopsida, Poales, Poaceae. The record is from RefSeq and is a predicted model, not a curated record.